GCCCAAAUAUUUUUUUCUCCACCUUUAAGAAUUAUUCAAUGAGCACCUGGAGAGACAGUGGAGCACCUGCUGAAAAGCUGCUGAUGGGAAUCGCUGCCUACGGACGAACCUUCACCUUGACCUCAGCGACCAAUAAUGGGGUUGCAGCACCUACCAGUGGUGUGGGUGAACCAGGUCUUUACACUGGUGAAGGAGGCUUCUGGUCCUACUACGAGGUUUGUUACAAUGUUCCACUACAAGACCGCCACUGGUCCGAAGGACAGGAGGUUCCAUAUGGCUCCGCAGGAACUACAUGGGUGGGAUUUGACAACCCGGAUAGUGUUGAAGCAAAGGCAAACGUUAUUAAAACCUACAACUAUGGAGGAGCUGCUGUCUGGGCAAUGGACCUGGAUGAUUUUAGAGGAGAAUUCUGUAAUCAGGGUCCUUACCCCCUUACCACUCGUUUGCAUAAGCUGCUAGUGACUGAUUCAGAGUCCUCCACCACCACCACCACCGCAGCUGACAACACUGGUCAAACCACCACCACCGCAGCUGACAACACUGGUCAAACCACCACCACCGCAGCUGACAACACUGGUCAAACCACCACCACCGCAGCUGACAAGCCACCGCAGCUGACAACACUGGUACAACCACCACCACUACUGGUCCCAGCACCACCCAUGCUGCCACCACAACACCUGAGAGUUUAA
Messenger RNA from Cynoglossus semilaevis (tongue sole), 692 nucleotides. RefSeq names its product acidic mammalian chitinase-like. Gene Ontology annotation, biological process: carbohydrate metabolic process; chitin catabolic process. Gene Ontology annotation, cellular component: extracellular region. Gene Ontology annotation, molecular function: chitin binding; chitinase activity. The transcript is spliced from 4 exons. The record is from RefSeq and is a predicted model, not a curated record. Lineage: Eukaryota; Metazoa; Chordata; Actinopteri; Pleuronectiformes; Cynoglossidae. Bases 39 to 692 code for a protein of 217 amino acids.